GUUGUGAACCUUAUCUUUGACUACCACUUUUCGCUCCCUCAGAUACACGGAUUGACGUACAGAGGAGGUAAUAUUGUUGAACCGUGGAUAACGCAUCCCGAAGACUGCUGAUCCUUUGCGGAGUUUAUUCUAUUUGGCAGCCUGGGAAUAUCGACCCUUUAACUGGAUUUUAUGUGCAAUAUGACUUUUGAAGAGUUUAGUGGAGAUCACUCUGCAGAAAGGAUGGAUUCGGUGGCCAAUGCUCUGGAGGAGGUCCUCAGCUCCGCGGCGCCGCAGGGGUGCGUCACGGUGGGGGUGUACGAAGCAGCCAAGUGGCUCAAUGUGAACCCGGACAACGUGGUGCUGUGCGUCCUGGCCACGGAUGAGGACGACGUGGGGGACGUGGCUCUGCAGAUCCACUUCACGCUCAUCCAGGCAUUCUGCUGCGAGAACGACAUCAACAUCCUGCGGGUGAACAACAUGCGGCGCCUGGCGGACAUACUGGGAGACUUCGGCCCUGGGGGCGAGCCGGCCGACCUGCACUGCGUCUUAGUCACUAAUCCUCACCCUGCAACUUGGAAGGAUCCGGCUUUAAGCAAGGUGAACCGGUUCUGCAGGGAGAGCCGCGGUUUGGAUCAGUGGGUGCCCAUCAUCAAUCUCCCCGAGCGAUGAUGGCGGAGCUAGACCAAGGACUCCAGCACUGGAAGUGAUGCACUGGAUUUGUGUGACACAACAGCAGCCCACUCAGGAGAGGACUCCCACAAA
Messenger RNA from Brienomyrus brachyistius, 744 nucleotides. Its product is annotated as growth arrest and DNA damage-inducible protein GADD45 alpha-like. Lineage: Eukaryota; Metazoa; Chordata; Actinopteri; Osteoglossiformes; Mormyridae. Gene Ontology annotation, biological process: regulation of cell cycle. Gene Ontology annotation, cellular component: cytoplasm; nucleus. The transcript has 4 exons. The record is from RefSeq and is a predicted model, not a curated record. Bases 172 to 651 code for a protein of 159 amino acids.